Dromaius novaehollandiae (emu) is the source of this 10077-nucleotide messenger RNA. It is a transcript of the gene ST8SIA6, whose product is annotated as ST8 alpha-N-acetyl-neuraminide alpha-2,8-sialyltransferase 6. NCBI's taxonomy places the organism in Eukaryota, Metazoa, Chordata, Aves, Casuariiformes, Dromaiidae. The record is from RefSeq and is a predicted model, not a curated record. Gene Ontology annotation, biological process: oligosaccharide metabolic process; N-glycan processing. The transcript is spliced from 9 exons. Gene Ontology annotation, molecular function: alpha-N-acetylneuraminate alpha-2,8-sialyltransferase activity. Bases 72 to 1268 code for a protein of 398 amino acids.
CCCUCCCCGCAGCCUCCCUUAAAUACUAUGGGGCGGCCGUAGCCGCCGCGGGUGCCGCUGCCGAGCGCACCAUGCGGGCUGUCAUCGGCUUGGUCGCGGCGCUGGGCUGCCUGCUGCUGGGCGGCUGCCUGCUGCGGCCGGGGGGCGAGGAGUCCCUCCGCGCCAGGAGCUGGGAGGAGGAUGCCGGAGCAGCCGCGGUCACCCCGAGAGCGAUGCGAGCGCUCAGGGCUGCCCUGCCGUCUCUGCCGCUGCCCGAGAACAGAACAACUGCUAAUAAAAAUGGAAUUUACCGGUUUGAACAGGCUUCAAAAUGCAAGGCAAUUCAGGACAAUAUUUUGUCGUCAUCUAUCAAGAAAAAAAGAUAUUCGGAAGAUUAUUUUCUUCACGUAGUCGCAAAACUGCAAAACUGCACCUGGAUAAAGAGGCCAGAAGAGUGUACAAAAUUCAGGUCAGAAUUAUCUUCCUGCUGUGAUGCAGUUCACAAUUUUAUUGCUUCUCAAAACAACACCCCGCUGGGAAGUAACAUGAGUUAUGAGGUGGACAAUAAAAAGACCAUCCUCAUCACGGAGGACAUUUUUAGGAUGCUGCCUGUGUCCUCUCCUCUUUCAGUCUAUCCCUUCAAGAACUGUGCAGUGGUUGGAAAUGGAGGCAUCCUCAAAAAUUCCAGCUGUGGUGCUGAAAUCGAUCGCUCUGACUUUGUGUUUAGGUGUAACCUCCCUCCAACCACAGGAAGCAUUAGCAAAGAUGUUGGCAAUAAAACAAACCUUGUGACUGUUAAUCCAAGUAUCAUAGCUCAGAAAUACAACAAACUCAAUGAAAAGAAGACAGAAUUUCUGGACAACAUUGCGGUCUAUGGAGAUGCUUUCCUUUUAUUGCCAGCAUUUUCCUUCAGAAGUAACACAGCUACUUCUUUUAAAGUGUACCAGACUCUUAAAGAGUUCGAAGCAACACAGAGGGCAAUAUUUUUUCACCCCACUUACCUGAAAAGUCUUGCCCGCUUCUGGAGAACUAAGGGUGUGAAAGCCUACCGACUGUCGUCUGGUUUUAUGAUCACUAGUGCUGCUGUUGAGCUGUGUGAGAACGUGAAGCUAUAUGGCUUCUGGCCUUUCUCAAAAUCCACAGAGAAGAUGCCAAUUAGCCACCACUAUUAUGACAACCAGCUGCCUAAACCAGGUUUUCAUGCAAUGCCCAAAGAAUACAACCAGAUCCUUCAGCUUCAUGGCAAAGGCAUUUUGAAGCUGCAGUUUGGUAAAUGUGAAUCAGAAUAGAAAGGGUGAUGAUCCUAAGGAGAGAAUUUCUGUUUAUCUCAGCAGUUUGGUGUUGGAUUUGAUCUGAUGUGAUUUUGUAAGCAUUAAACUGCAUUAUUACGACAGAGGAAAAUUUUACAUGUGGGAAGAAAAGGAAAUGAUUUUUGACAUAGUGAUUGCUACAUUUCUGAAUUUUGACUGAUCAAUUUUUUAAUGCAAAAUAACAUAUAUUUGGGAAAUUUUGAAACUCCUGACUAUUGGUUUAAUUGUAGCAAAGCACAAUCUCAGGAUGGUGGCAAUAUGUGACAUUCAUCAUGUUUUGCUUCUUAAAUUAUAAUCAUUACAAUAUUUUGACACAAGAUCUCUAUUUUUGUUAAUAUCAUGUAAUACAGGCAAUAGUCACUUACGUGGUAGCUGUAUAAGCUGGCAGUGAACAUUUUCAAUUAAGAAUUUGAUCAUAUAAAUACUAAGGUUUGCCUGCAUGAGAAAGGUGAUGAAAAGAGCUAUAGGGGAGUAAUUAAUUCAGAGCUAAAUCAUUUUUAGUUUGUCUCAGGGUGCAUAGAUGAAAAAAUCCCCCAGGUUAGUGAUAGUGAAAUAGUUCAUGUGCUUUAAGUUUAUGGCCAAUAAAUAAUGCUGUGGAUUUAAUGGGAUCACUCAUGUGAAUUAUGUUAAUUUUGUGAACAAGUGUUUGAAGGACCAGGGUUUAUUUUUAAACCCCUCUUACUGCUUGUGUUCCUGUCUAAGGUCCAGUUGAGCUCCGAAUGAGAACAAUAAGCUAGGACUUUGCACACAUCCCUCCCAUCCCAGAUCCACAUCUGAGCCUGCAUAUAAGCUGGACCAGGCACUAGAUAAAUGAACUAUGUCGUCCCUAUCAUUUUUUCUAUUUCUCACCUGAUAUGACACUUCUGAAUAUGUGACUACAGAUAAGAAAACUGCAUUAAGUAUUAUUAGAAGAGAGUUCCUCUUAUAAUCAGCUCCAACGUCUUCUCCUAUACCAGGACGUAUGAUAAAAGAACCUAUGGUCACUUAAACCCCAUGCAAUUCUAGUGCCUAAAGUUUACAUGUUGUCCUGGAAUACCUGUGGAGCAACAUACUGCAACAAGAGACAAUGAAAUAUCAGCCUCAGUGGAAAUAAUCACAUUAGCGUUUAUGGGAGGCAGGACAAGCAGUUGUUCCUUUAGCUAUGGCUGCUUGUAUAUUAUUGCACAUAUGUUUUACUGCAGAGCCCCCCCCCCCCCCAAUAAUAAUAACCAGUUUCUGUUAUAGGAGGAAUUUCAGUGUCUUUUUUGAGAGUGUUGAACGAUCAGUUCAAAGAUAGUGUUCUUCUUAUCCUUCUUGUAUAAUCAAAUAAAAUAUCAGGUAUUUUGUUUACUAAAAGUCAUUUUACCACUGUAGCACUAAAUCCCCACACAACUGAAGUUUAAAGAGCAUUCGAUAUUCCCAUCAUUGAGGAUAGCUUGUUGAAAAAAAAUCCUAAUGAAAUGAAUUGGACCUUAUAAAAUAGAUUUUUAAACUGAUACUGUAUAAGAGCAUUUCUAUAUUGCUGUAAUAUUUGAAAGCUUAUCUUGUAGCAGUUUUAUAGUUAUAUAAAUAAUCCUAAAAAUAUUAGAAUCAGUCGUUAUGGUUCUGGGUGUGUUACUUGAGACACAUUCAGCAUUUUGAUCCAUUUCCAAGAUAAUGAUAUCAGAAUCCAAUACUACUCCUACCCAAGGAAAACAGUCCAUAAAUCCUGGCUGUAUAUAUUAGCAAUAAAGUCAAUUUGUUGCAAAAUAAGGUUUAAAAAGAAAUAUGUGAUGCUUUGGAUGAAUGGAUGCUACCACUAAGAGAACGUGGGCCUCUGAGUAUCGGUAGGGCUUUUAACAGAAACAAAGACCUUGUCAUGGAGUCCAGGGGUAUGUCUGCCUUACCAGCUGGUGACUGAGAGAGGCGAGCGCAAGGGUUUGAUUUGCCAUGAUCUAUUACGGUUCCAGCACCAUGCGUCCAUGUUUUGUCUUCACCAGCAGUGAACUUCGUGCCAGUUUCUGGCCCAGGCCUGGGGCAGCACUCACAUGCAGGACAGGCUGCUGGAAGGCCUUGCACCCACGUUGCCCGGGGAGUGGUGAGGAGGAUGGCCUGCAGCAUGAUGUCAGCCCUGGUUCCACCAGGAGGGAAAGGACGUUGUGCACGGGAGUGCCUACUGCCACACCCCAAUUAUACAUCAAAUUGGCACCAAAAAGAGCCCCUGCUGCACAAUAAGUCACUAAUGUAGGCUGUCCCUGAGUGUUUGUAGCUGGAAGCUGCGUGAAGUGAUAUACUUGUCCUUUGGGUGAUGCAAACACAGGCUCCUGGGCUGAGGAGAAGCACCUCCUGCUUGAUCCAGACAAAGACACAACUGGGUUCAGGCAGGGACUAUAACUUACUCCAGCUUUAGACUAAUAUAGUGCAAUGAGAUAAUUGCGACUGUGUAGCAUUUCUUCCUUCUCACUGUGUUUUCUUCAGCUCAUGGCACAUUACCUCAGUGGGCUUGUGACAUAAAGGUCUCCAUAAAUAAUUUUCAUUCCCUCCCCCAGCCAUUUAUUUUGUUCUGUCCUGGCUAGCUCUACUUUCUCAAGCUCAGCCAGAGAGAUAUUAAUGCCACAUGAUUUUCAUUUUAUUUAUAUGCGAACAGUCUGAGGAGUAAAGGCUGAUGGAUUUUCCCACUACAAGGUGAAUUAGUCCUUCCAGGAAAUUUCCAGUUGCCUUUUUAAUUCCUUCCUACAGCUGACUCAGCAAAAUCUGAACUGCUUUUGUGUUGUCCCUUGGAGGUAUGUCCCAGAGACUUGGACUGUCUCUGCAGCACUCAGUUAAACGGUGCCCGACAGUGUGCCUAGGCACUGGCAUAUGCUUGUCCAGGUUGUUAAACUGUCAGGAGGUUCCUGGCAGGCGUUGGACCCAUGCCUACUAGCCCCCCCAGACAAUGUGCAGCAGAGUUCAGGAAUUAACCUGCGCAGGCACCAUUCCCAUUAAGCAUUUCUGGAGUCAAAACUACCAUUCUGUUUUGGAGGCAAGGAGGGGUUUACUAACAUAGAUGAACCAGCUGGCCUCAGUCCCUGAGAAUACUUUUUGUCACAUUUAAUUUAUUAGUGUAGACUUUGUGUUCAGUUAAGAGCUCCAUUUUCCUUGAGAUUUUCUGAUUGAUACCCGUCACUGCACAGCAUAGAUACCUGACACUGCACAGCAUACAGUAUUCAUAAAAGGUGUAAGAAGCACCGGGCACAGCUUCAUUUUGGGUUAGUAGUACAGGUAUUAUAACUGCAACUGGACAGUUAAAGUAGACACCAGACCAAUCUUUUAAGAGCCCUAGACUCUUCCUGUGCUUUACGUAGCAGUAGAAAUGGUGCUUAAUGUGACAAGAUCACUCAGCCAUAUAGCCAAGAUACCACAUACUACACAAACGCAUGCCAUGCAGACUGUUGCCUUUGGACUAGCUACAUGGUUUGCCUCCAAUUAAUUUGCCUCUCCAAAUAUUUGUCUCCAAUAAAUUCAUAGAUAUUUUAGAGGCUGAGAAGAUCUUGCAUUGUAUUUAGAACAGUCACAAGUGCUUUGCAUGUACUUGGAGGUGAUGCAAUGAUCAUUGCUCAGAUUAAAUUUGAUGAACUACUCGGCAUGAGUACAGUGGCAGAACUUGAUCUUGUGUAAGGAGCAGAUGUGGAGAGGAGAAAAUGAAAUUCACUUGCAGUGGAUAGCAACUUUUUGCAAAGGGGAUUGAUAAUUAGCACCAUAUUCCAUUAUCUUAGUGAGUAAAUGUAUAGAGUGCACUGUGUCACACCAUGAAAGGCUGAAGCUACUGCAUGUCUGGACUAUUUCUGUGCAGCUGUGUUACUUAUAACACUCAUCUAUUAGUAGCAAGAAAGUUUAUUAGACUAUGUUUUAGAGAGGUUUAGCUGAAAAGAAGAAAUGUAUUCUAGUUUCCUUGAUAAUAAGGGACCUUAACUAAAGGAGUUUGAUAUGUCAGUCACAAAUGAGAGCAAAUGGAAAGCUCUGUGACAUGAACAGACACUCUGACUUUUUAAUGCUGUGUUUCAGAGAAAUUUAAACUUGCCAUUGACCAGAGGACCUGAUCCUUUAUGCUCUUAAAGCUCUCUGUGAUUUAUGUGGAGCACAGGACUGACAAGAAAUGCGGGCAUAAAUUGUUAACCUUUCCUACCCUUUCCUACAAAUAGUCUUAAUUCCUCAUAGUAUAAAAAUAUGCUCUCUUAGACUUUGGAUUAAGAACCUGUUUUUAAUGUAGCUUUCUCAGUUCUUGCUCCAGCCAUGGAGAUAUGUGAUGUCAGUUGCAUUCGCUUCAUUUCGUAGGAGUGCAGAUCUUGUGCUUAGUUUUAUUAUAAUUACUGCUGCUGUGUGCUUGGUGACUCGUUCUUGUUAAUUUGUGCUGGGCUGGGCAUGCUAAUAGCAGCGUUUCUGUGUGACAGGUUACAGUUAGCUUGAUCAAGACUUGCUGAAUUACAGUCACUGUGGUAAGGCAUAUUUUCUCUGAUAGCUGAAUAAAUUAUUUCUGGUUUAUUUUACAUCUCUGUCAGGUUAAUGAUGAAUAAAUGAAUUUUGUACCAGGGCUUUGAAAUGUUUGUAAUGCUUUCGCAAGACCAAGCCAAGUGCAUUUUUGAUUAAGUAUUCCUGACCAAAGGAUAGGAAGAGCUUUUGAGUUCCCCUUACUUAAUAUGAAGAAUAAUCAUUUCUAGGGUUUGUGGGCCUCCAUCCAGUGCUGUCAUGCACUGUGGAGUGAAUGCUGAGAUUAAAUAGUUUUCUAAAGAUAGAAACACUGACAAUGUGCUAAUAGUUCCACUGUACCUUUGCAGAGGCUGACAGUGUCCUUGCAGAUGACUGGUUCAAAGCACUGUUAGAUUAAAGCCUUCUUGUCUGCUUUUAUUCCUUUUUCUCCUCUGAAUCUUUAAUGUUGCAUUUUCCUUUAGGACCCACUGCUGUCUAGAGCUGGCUACUUCUGCUCCCAGUGUGAGGCAUUAUGUAGUUCUGUUUAGUGUCUGUUAGUGAGUUUGUAUGGCUGUGAAUCAAACACCACUACACUUGCAGCAUAGCAGAGCACACUUAAAAUUGCUUCAUUUACAGUCUCAAGGACGGCAGCAUGGUGGGAUACUCACAUUGUCUGAGAUGCUUAAUUUGGGCUGCAGCUUCACAGCGAGUUAAGCUGUAAGGGCUGGUUGUGCAGUGUGGCACCAUUCUUGCUCUCCCCGCCUGCCUUUGUGCCUUCUCUGGCCCUUGCCCAGUUGUACCCUGAGCCGUUUCGGCACGCUGGCGCACACAGCAGCAAACUAACACGGCUCCAAAACGAGAGCGUUGGCCUGUGCGAACAGAGCCCAGGGAAUUUCAGAGUCAGAGCAGAGGAGAGAGUGAGGCCAUGGGAGUGUGGGGACACAGCAGGACCACCCUUGCUGCUGUUGGGCAGGCUCAACCGUCCCCUGAAGUCUCACUCCUGCCAGGAAGGUAAUGUCACUGGGGCCUCCACGGGCAGCGGGGAGACACAGGCUCCCGUGAGGGUGGUUCUCAGCAUGGCAGCUGUUUUUGUGCUGAUGUGCAGGAGCCCAUCUCUCACCAGUAGUGACAGAAGGUGCUUAAGCAUACUAGGUGCCUGCACUAUUUGAUUAUUCCUCCUCUUUCUCUCUUUUCCCUUAGAGUCAUUUGAACAAAAUGUCCGCCAUCAUCAGGUUCAGAAAUGACAACCAUAAAUAAAAGCUUUGACUAGAAAUAUUCUUUCUUGUUUACUGAUAGUAAACUUGCAUAAACUUGAAGUUAUUCAGCAUGCCUGUGCUUUCAGUCUCUGCUAAUCGCAGAAUCUCAAACAAAAUCUGCAGAGAACAGAGCUGCAGAAGCUCUGGCAGUUUUGAGACCAGUUAAUCUCAUUUUGAUUCUCUCUCCAUUAUGGACUAGUGAUAUUUCUGAUGUGUUGCCAUACUUUAUUCAAGAUUAUGUUCUCUAUCUUGUGUGAGUCAGGAGAAGAAACUAAAUGAUCUAGGUGACCUAGUGCCUUCUGUGGGCUCCCCAAACUAAUAGGAAAAAAUGACCGUUGUUACAUGUUAUUUGAUUUUAUCUGAUGCAGAUAUUUGGAUCUGUUGAUUGGUCUGGGUUAAUUAAUCACUCAAACCUUGACUCUUCAAGAACCCUUGAUGGAACUAUGGCCUGAUAUGGCAAUCUAGGUUUAAAAAACAUAUUUGACGUGGAGAUCUUCCUCUGUUCUAUCACUUGUUCUGAUGUGAAGAGCGUGUGGAGUAAGAACCUUGAUGCCUGUUCAGUAGUGCCUCCAGGGACUUCUCAGGUCUGUAAAGUAUAUGUCCACUUGUGUUCACAAGUGUGUGUAAGAAUAAGCAUAAGAAGUAUUCUGUAGAGUGCUUUAUUUGGAAACAGCUUUAUUUCAAACAUUUGAUACCCCUUGUUGAAUACUGUAAUAUUCUGAAGCAGUAGAGUUCUUACACGCGAGUUUGUUAGUUAAAUAUCUUAGCUUGCAAUAUUCACAGCCAGUAAUCCUUCAUCUUCCAGUACUUCAACUUCAGCUGGUCUCUUUCAUCUACAGAGCUGCUAGCGAAGAAUGUCAAGAAAGGGAUAUAUAUUUACCAUAUAAAACCUGGCUCUCUUGAUUUCAAAUUCUUUCAUUCUAGGUAGGACAGUCAUCCUUCUGCGAACUUCUGGACAUCUGAGUUUCAAAGGCUACUGAUCUCCUCUCAGGAUAUUAUGGACAAAUCCUGCGAGUCUUUCAGCUACAGAGCACAAUAAGUCAGGAAAUUUAUAUUUAUUAAGCUUUGUUCCAGAUUUAAUGAGAUACAUAUUAAGUAUUUUCUAAUUGGCUCUAAAUUAUAGUAAUGCUCAGGUAGAGUAUGAAAAGAUCUGCAGCAUGCCAUUGAACAAAGGAACUAAUACUGUAUUUAGUGAUCUCCUUUCAUAAAGUAACGUUUCAGAAUUCCUUCCUAUUCUAUGAAUUCAGACACACAGCUGAAGUUACUAUGAGUUACCAGGUUACCAUACAUCAGCUGAGUUAGGGUAGCAAUCUGUCAGUAUGCUCUUAGUGUGUAGCAAAUUCAAGUAAUAUGGCAAGAGUUCAACCCAAAAGAUUGCAUCAGCUUGCAUUUGCUAUUGACUAGUGUCAGUUAAUGUGUUCACACAUUAACUGAACUUACUACUGUGAUGCAUGAUAAUUUACGAAGCUGACAUCAUGUGUGUGAGCAGAAACUGCCUUUCAGUGGCAGGCGAUGGCAAAUUCUGACUUUAAGGAUGAACACAGUCCAGCUGUGCUUCUUUAUUGCAAGUACCAGAACUGCGAGAACUGCUUUUUACGCAUGAGGUUAAAUACCAGAAGGAAUAGUAUCCUCCCCUUGCUAUCAAAUAAACAGUCAAACCUGUCCUUUGUGUUAAGUUCUGGUGUAGCUUUGGCAUUACAGUAUGCCACAUAAGUGUUUUUGGCGCACCAUAGCAUCGUUUCGUCUUUUCUUUUUUCAUCCAUUUUUUCUCCAGUGAGGGAGAAAACUCAGAAAACUGAGUGAUGGAAGUAUUUAAUGAUCCCACCAUUAAUUCCUGGUAUCCUGGCAAGAGGAUAUCAGAAUGAAUAAUGCUAAUGAUUGUGACAGGAUAUUCUCUUCUGAGACAAGAUUACUAGUUUUAAAUUCUUCACUGUUCACUUUAGUCUCUGACAAGAGAGAUUCUUUACAGCAAGUCUGUAGUUCAACAGCCUGCUAGGUUUCUCAGCUCUUGGCUAAGCUGUGAGUUGAUUCUCUAAAAAUGCCUCUUUCUACUUCUUACUAUAUUUUCUGUUAAUUCUUAUGUUACAGAACCAUUUUCAAAAGCUUGUGAAAUUGGAGUACAAAAUCUGAAAUUUAUGCACACUUUAUAUGCACAUUUUAUAUAGUAGCUUCUUAGGUAGCCUUUGUAUUAAGAUUCUUAAUGUUCCUUUCAUCAAGCAUCUAAUUAAAAUUAUUUUAAAAUAUUCAUUAUAUUUUAUUCUGCCAGGGUAAGCUGAAAGGGAAGUUACAUAAUGUCACCUAAAAAAACAAUGAUACAACCCAAAGUCUAAUUUUUAAAGGUAUCUUACCGAUUUCUAGAAGGAAGUUUUCACUAGGCAUUUGAACACUUCCGUCUUAGAUUUACCUCCCUAAGGCAGUUCAGAGAGGCCACCUCUGCUUCUGUAUUAGCUCAUGAAACACAAGUAAGGAGAUAGGUAAAUAGAGAGGUUCCGGACAUGGCAUUUCCAAAGUGCAAGCUUUUUCUUUUCAAAGAUUGUUCCAUGUGUCAGAAUGUGAUUUCACAAAGUUUUGUCCAGAGGUUUCAUUGUCUCUUAAAAUCUGUAUUGUUUGCAUUCAUUUCUGUUCUGUUCUUUUUGAUACAAAUGUCCAGGUGGAGCUUAAUCAUCCUUGGAACUGGUAGAGUUGUAUUCCACCCGCACCGACCUCUGUGUGAAGCUGCUAGCGUAGGCUCUGCAACUGUUACAAAAAGGUUCUCUUAAAUUCUCUCAGCACUGAACCUGUUUAUGUUUUCAGAUAUAGACCUGAUAUUCUCUGUUCUCACAUGAUUAGGAUGUGUGCAGUGUAGCACAGAAGUGUCUUUUUGCAGGAUUUAGGAGGAGGCAUAGGAUGCCCCUCAACAGUGUGUGUGCUUUUAUUAUAGAAAAUGAAUAUAACGUUGUGUCGUUGAGUCAUCUGUUAGCUGAUUUAAUUUAUACUUUGUUUUCACGUUUUUAAGUGCCUAAUGAUUUUUUGUCAAGGAGGCAAUGGUUUCACUGUUAUAAGGCAUACUUAGAAUUCUGCACUUGUUACCUGUUCUGUAAUAGAAUAUUUUUGCAAUUUCUGUUUGGAAAUAAAGACUAUUAGACAUA